This is a messenger RNA of Lampris incognitus (smalleye Pacific opah), 7986 nucleotides long. Its product is annotated as receptor-type tyrosine-protein phosphatase gamma-like. Gene Ontology annotation, molecular function: protein binding; protein tyrosine phosphatase activity. Gene Ontology annotation, biological process: protein dephosphorylation. Bases 469 to 4785 code for a protein of 1438 amino acids. The record is from RefSeq and is a predicted model, not a curated record. NCBI's taxonomy places the organism in Eukaryota, Metazoa, Chordata, Actinopteri, Lampriformes, Lampridae. The transcript is spliced from 29 exons.
UUCCUGGAUGGAGGAAUGGAAAGCUUCCAGCGCCUCUCCAACUAUCCGCUCUCUGUUUGCCCCCAAACCGCUGCCGCCUCCGCAGCGAAGCGCCGCACGGACCGUUGUCACCAGUAGUUCCCGCUGACCGGACCGCCGGUGCCGCUUUAUACAAUCCUCCGCCGACUUGUUAUGUUUGUUUCCGGGAAUAUCGGGGAGCUGGUGUGCGGCCGGAGGUUUUGUUGACAAGGAGAGAGAACAAGAUUCCCCCCCCCCCCUCCUCCUCCUCCUCCUCCAUUAUUGGACGUCUGAAACUCCGCUAGAGAGAGAAAAAAAGAAAAAGAAAAAAGAAAAUCAACUCGGCAGCCGCCGCGUCUCCGCUGUUUCCCCGCGCUGCUCUUUUUUACGCAGUAGGCGUCGAGAAUUCCUUCGAGCAGGGGGGCUAAAAGUCAACAGUUGCCCGGCAUUGCUCCCCAUGCGCAUGUUAUCAUGUGGAGGCUACCGACGUCGGGCUGCUGGUGGAUGUUGUCAGUGGUUCUGUCCACCUCCGCGCUGUUUUGGGCGGACUGUCAUCCCGUGCUGACGGAAAGCAGAGCCGUGUCUCUAGCCCCUCCUCAGGGCCUUCGCAGAACUGUGGCCUGGACGCGACAGAGGAGAGCUGCCGCCGAGGACACCUACUGGGCCUACUCAGGUACAUAUGGGCCAGAUGAAGGCUGGGCGUCGGCCUACCCAGAAUGCCAAGAGAAGAACCAGUCACCAAUCAACAUUGUGGACCAUGAUGCCAAGGUGUCUACAGAGUAUCAGGAAUUGACCCUAGAGGGCUUUGACACUGAGUCUUCAAAUAAGACUUCAAUGAAGAACACCGGCAAAACAGUUGCCAUCAUACUGAAGGAUGAUUACUUUGUGCGGGGAGCAGGCCUACCAGGGAGAUUCAAAGCGGAGAAAGUGGAGUUUCACUGGGGUCCUAGCAAUGCAUCGGAGGGUUCUGAACACAGCAUCAAUGGCCGGCGGUACCCCGUAGAGAUGCAGAUUUACAUGUAUAACUCAGAUGACUUCGACAGCCUCAGCACAGCCAUCAGGGAGAAGAGGAUCAUCGCAGCCAUGGCUGUGUUUUUUCAGGUUGGUGGGAAGGAUAAUCCGGCUGUUGACCCCAUAAUCCAUGGUUUGAGAGGUGUGGUCCAUCAUGAAAAGGAGACGUUCCUGGAGCCUUUUGUGCUGAAGGACCUACUGCCGUCGUCGCUUGGAAGUUACUACCGGUACACUGGCUCUCUGACAACACCCCCCUGUAGUAAAGUGGUUGAGUGGCUCAUCCUCAGCAGACCUGUCUAUGUCUCUUACAAACAGUUGGAGGCUUUCUACUCUAUCUUCACCACAGAGCAGCAGGACCACGUGAAGUCGGUGGAGUACCUGCGCAGCAACUUCAGGCCAAUCCAGAGCUUAGACAACCGUCAAGUCUUCAAGUCAGCUGUCAAGGACGCCUGGCUGCCAGACUUGACGGAUAGUGGUGGGAGCCCAUAUGGCACAGAGGCAUCCAGAGUUUGUAGCAGCGCUCCCAUCAACAUGAAGGUGCAGCAGUUUAACAGCAGCGCGCUGGUGGUGCGCUGGGCGCGUCCUGAGGUCACCUACCACCCCCCCAUCCUCCACUUCCUGGUGUCCUACAGCUGGACGGCCCACGACGACAGCUACGAGGAGAUGCACCUCACAGACGCCAAACACAAGCUGGAGGCAUUCAUUUCUCCAGUCUCCCCUGUCAUAUUAUACCUGUUCCGUGUGCAAGCCGUGUGCAUGAACGACAUGCGCAGUGACUUCAGCCAAAGCGUGCUAAUCCAAGCAAACACCACAAGGAUCUUUGAAGGAACCAGGAUAGUGAAAACUGGAAUGCCGACUGUCUCUCCUGCCUCUUCAGCCGAUAUGGCUCCCAUCUCUUCUGGCUCCUCUACCUGGACCUCCUCCGGUCUCCCCUUCUCUUUUGUCUCCAUGGCAACAGGAAUUGGCCCCUCCUCAAGUGGUAGCCAAGCCACCGUAGCGUCGGUGGUGACCAGCACACUUUUAGCUGGCCUGGGCUUCAGCGGCGGGGUCAUAUCCUCCUUCCCCAGCUCCGUGUGGCCAACAAGGGCUCCUGCCCCAGCUACCACCUCCCACAGUCCCACCUCUGCCACUGGUGUACGUCAGACCACUGAACCAGCCGGCUCCCCAGAACCAACCAAAGAUGCUACCACAACAACUGCCAAAGACAAUGCUGAAGUGGGAGAGGACAAAGAGAAGGGUAAAGGCCAAGGUGAGGAAGGAGAAAGGGAAGAAGAGGAGAAGGAAGAAGAGGAAGAGGAAAAUGAGAAAGAAGACAAGAAGGAAAAGAAAGGGGCAGCCAGUGAAGUUGAGAGGCAUACCACCAGCACAGCAGUGCUACAGCCCCCAAGUGACACGCCCGCCUCUAAAGCCAAAGAGAAAGAACGGCCCAGUUUAAGCACCACACCGUCACCCUUUUCUACAGCGUCACCAAGUGUUGUGGAGGACCAACUGGUAACACACAAGCAGAAUACAGUGGAGCUGGCUACUGCAGCCCCAACAGCUACAGAAGCAGCCAAUGAGACAGCAGAGUUCCCAGCGCCUGGCAGCCCCUCGACUACUCUACGGCCCAAAACGAAGGGGGACAAGAGUCACUGGCCCUUCUCCAUCCACACCGACCGUCCGAGUGUGGCUACCAACCUGACUCACCAGGGGAGGUCUGGAGCUGGGGUGGGGUUGGGACGAAUGGAGUGGCUGGUGCCCUUGGCUGUGGUGUCAGCACUAACCUUCCUCUGCCUCACCCUGCUGCUGGCUGUGCUCGUCUAUUGGAGACGCUGUUUUCAGACAGCUCAUUUUUACGUGGAGGACAGCAGUUCACCUAGAGUGGUGCCCAAUGAGAGCAUUCCCGUCAUCCCAAUCCCAGACGACAUGGAUGCCAUUCCAGUCAAGCAGUUUAUCAAACACAUCUCUGAACUCUACUGUAAUAACCAGCAUGGCUUCUCAGAAGAUUUUGAGGAGGUACAGCGUUGUACUGCAGACAUGAAGAUCACAUCGGAGCACUCCAACCAUCCAGACAACAAGCACAAGAACAGAUACAUCAACAUAGUGGCCUAUGACCACAGCAGGGUGAAGCUGCGGCCCCAGGCUGGAAAAGACUCCAAACACACUGACUACAUCAAUGCCAACUAUGUGGAUGGAUAUAAUAAGCCUAAAGCCUACAUUGCUGCCCAGGGUCCUCUCAAGUCCACCUUUGAGGACUUCUGGAGGAUGGUGUGGGAACAAAACACCGGCAUUAUUGUCAUGAUCACCAACUUGGUGGAGAAAGGAAGAAGAAAAUGCGAUCAAUACUGGCCUACAGAGAACAGUGAAGAGUAUGGCAAUAUGGUGGUCACACUGAAAAGCACCAAAGUACACGCCUGCUACACUGUCCGCCGCUUCACCCUGCGUAACAGCAAAGUCAAAAAGGGUUCAAAGGGCAACCCUAAGGGGAGGGCUCAGAGUGAGCGGACAGUGCUUCAAUACCAUUAUACCCAGUGGCCAGACAUGGGUGUUCCAGAGUACACCCUACCUGUCCUCACAUUCAUUCGCAGGUCCUCAGCUGCCCAGACACCAAGCAUGGGCCCCAUGCUUGUUCAUUGCAGUGCUGGAGUGGGUCGGACGGGGACAUACAUCGUCAUUGACAGCAUGCUGCAGCAGAUCAAAGACAAGGGCACAGUCAACGCUCUCGGCUUCCUCAAACACAUCCGCACCCAGCGCAACUAUCUCGUCCAGACUGAGGAGCAGUACAUUUUCAUCCAUGAUGCCCUGAUGGAGGCCAUUCAGGGAAAGGAGACAGAGGUAGCAGCAGAUCAGCUACACAGCUACGUCAACAGCAUCCUGAAGCCAGGGCGUAGUUGCAGGACACGCCUAGACAAACAGUUCAAGUUGGUAACACAAUGCAAUGCGAGAUUCGUGGAAUGCUUCAAUGCUCAGAAAGAGUGCAACAAAGAGAAAAAUCGAAAUUCCUCGGUUGUGCCAUCGGAGCGUGCACGGGUGGGACUGGCACCUUUGCCCGGCAUAAAAGGCACAGAUUACAUCAACGCCUCUUACAUCAUGGGUUACUACCGGAGCAAUGAGUUCAUCAUUACCCAGCACCCCCUGCCUCACACCACCAAAGACUUCUGGAGAAUGAUCUGGGACCACAACGCACAGAUCAUUGUCAUGCUGCCUGCCAACCAUGGACUGGCAGAGGAUGAGUUUGUAUACUGGCCUAGCAGGGAGGAGGCCAUGAAUUGUGAGGCCUUCACCGUCACCCUCAUCAGUAAAGAUCGACUGUGUCUGUCCAACGAGGAGCAGAUCAGCAUCCACGACUUCAUUCUGGAGGCCACACAGGAUGACUAUGUGUUGGAGGUGCGUCACUUUCAGUGCCCCAAGUGGCCAAACCCUGACGCGCCCAUCAGCAGUACCUUUGAGCUCAUCAACAUCAUCAAAGAGGAGGCUGCGACUCGCGAUGGGCCGACCAUCGUUCACGACGAGUGGGGUGCGGUGUCUGCAGGCAUGGUAUGUGCCCUCACCACCCUGUCGCAGCAGCUGGAAAGCGAGAACGCUGUGGAUGUCUAUCAGGUGGCCAAGAUGAUCAACUUAAUGAGGCCCGGGGUCUUCACAGACAUUGAUCAGUACCAGUACCUUUAUAAAGCUCUACUGAGCCUGGUCAGCAACAAGGAGAACGGCUCGGACCUUCUGGCCAGGGACAUUAACGGAACCAUGGCGUCCAUGUCCGACCAGUCGGACCAGGCAGAGAGCAUGGAGUCACUGGUCUGAGGAGAUCCUGGCGCUCUGACAACCCUACAGGGCCGAGAAGGGAGGCACUUAACUUUGUAAAAUGUCAAGAAACUAUUGUGGACAAGAAUUUUCAAGGCCUUUUUUGCCAGACUCUUGGUUAAGAUGAAUAACCUGAUUACUUUUUUACACUGAUAAAAAAGUUUUUGAUAUUUAUUUUUUUUCGCCAUUAUAUGUCUUAAUGUCCUCCUACUGAAGGGUUUGCACCUGCGUUUUUCAGUUUCACAAUGGCGACAGCGACGAGAAACACUUUGUCUUUUCUUGUUUGCACUAUAUAAUGUCAGUGUUACUGCCUAUACUGAAGCUGACUCACUCGGCUUUUCCUCCACUCCUGCUCUGAUUUUUUUUUUUUUUUUUUACAUUCCAUGACUAUGGCCCUAAAUCAACUGUUUCUGUGAAGAACCCCCCCCCCCCCAGCACGGUGACUUACUUUUUAGACAGCGGACGGGGAAGGCAAGAAAUCCUCCUAUCCAUCGCUUGAUCGAAUACUCCCCAUAGACUUCUGUGCUUAUCUUCAUGUACCACUCGGUCCGGGCGCGGGUCUCGGUUCUUCUUCGAGUAGCCCUUGUUUUAAGUUGUUCCUCUUCUCUUUGUUUUGUCUCUCGUCUCAUUUUCCACACUAAUGUCAAAGUACCUGAGGUGGUGUAACAACUGCUGCUGUGAACUUUUAUCACGACAUAUAAAAUUCAUCUUUAUAAUUAUGACUUGGUGAUUUUGUCUCUCGCGGCCUCCGACCUUCAGGCCGGUUGAUUUCCACCGGCCGCCCGCCACCCAACUCGCUCACAUAUGGUGAUUGGCUCCCUCUUCUGAAAUGGACCCCUUUUGCCCUGUCCCAUUAUCGUAUGCUGCUAAGUCAUCCAAAAAAAAAAAUCAUAAACACAUUCUCAGGCACAUGUACACACACACACACACUCACAGACCAGUACAGAGAUUUUUCGACGUCGUCACGACUAAGGAAACUUCUGAAGUGUCUCGACAGAUAAUGCAGCAACUUGCCAUUCCUUGCUUUUAGGAAACGAGAGUUGUGCGAGUCGCUCUCAGUCACGGCUCACUCUUAGAGAGGUGCAAAACACUUGCUCCAAUCUCCAAAGGCCUUGUGUAUAUAGUUUUCCGCUCAACGCUUCUGCUCGAGUUUGUAGUACCGCCGCUGCUGUCCCUGCAGAGGCGGCCGUGAUGGUUUGUGGCCUACGCCAGGACAAAGCCGCUGUGCUCCUGGAGUCCGAACGUAAUGUACAGUUUUAUCCCUUCGGUUGCGAUGCCCUCGGAUGUGGACGCAUUCCGGUUUCCUCCGAUUUGUCCGGAUGGUAUGAUUUCAAUCUCAUUUUUUUGAAGAUGUACUUUUUUUUUCCUUUAUGAUCGAUGGUGUAAGAUGUACACGUGCGACUUGCAUUUAAGUGAAAAUGUGAACAGGAAGUUUUUACACAGCACAACGUCAUUAUAUUCAGACUCAUCUCUGUCCGACGUCUGUUGGCAAAAACGGCGGGGCUACAUGACGUUUAAGUUUUAACUUUUACCAAAGACUCAAAUCCUUUCCAUGCAGAAAAGAGUUAGAGCAAUCUUUUUCUUUUUUUUUUAUGUUUUUUUUUUAUCCCUUCCCCCGGUCCAUAUUCCACAAAUUCUCAGCCAAUAAUCCAGUCACGGUCACCAGUAUCGUUUUCUUCAGACACUCCCAAUUGUGGGAAUGGUUUUAUUUAAGGGUUGCAUACAGCGGAAGAGCGGCACGGUGGCGCAGUGGUUAGCGCGGUCGCCUCACAGCGAGAAGGUCCCGGGUUCGAGCCCCGGGGUGGUCCAACCUUGGUGGGUCGUCCUGGGUCGUCCCGGGUCGUCCUCUGUGUGGAGUUUGCAUGUUCUCCCCGUGUCUGCGUGGGUUUCCUCCGGGGGCUCCGGUUUCCUCCCACAGUCCAAAGACAUGUAGGUCAGGCGAAUCGACCGUACUAAAUUGUCCCUAGGUAUGAAUGUGUGUGUCUGUGUGUUGGCCCUGUGAUGGCCUGGCGGCCUGUCCAGGGUGUUUCCCCGCCUGCCGCCCAAUGACUGCUGGGAUAGGCUCCAGCAUCCCACGACCCUGAGAGCAGGAUAAGCGGUUCAGAUAAUGAAUGGAUGGAUACAGCGGAAGACAUACUGAAGGAUAGAAAAAGGAUAGAAAACCAAAUUUUAAAGGAAUGCUGCAUAAAACACUUUGUACUUUCUUUUGUUUCUCCUGCAUUAUAUCUCAUCUAAAUGGGCCACCAUUGAUGAAUUAUGUGUAACCACGGGAUGAGUAUGGGAUAUACUGAAAGCUUAACACGUUCUCCUGUCCUGGGCUUCCGCCGAGGACACCGUCACUACCCGAAUCAAGUGUUGUGUGUUGCCUUGGAAACGUAGACACAGGUGUGCUGUCAAUAAGAAGUGUAUAUAUUUUGUUGCUUCUGUAACCAAGCCUUCUCUGGAAACUUUUGUAUCAAUUCACUGUGUCAGAGGAAACAUAGUAUAAUCUGAAUCAUCCUGAUUUUUUUAUUUUUUUGCAUCUCGGUUUCCGCCAUCGUUUUUAUUCUCUGCAAAAGAAAUGUUUUGCAAUCCUUUUUUUUUUCUAAUAGCAGUCAUCAUUUGUGCAUUUCCUGUGUUCACUUCUGCAGAUUUAUUCCUGCAAGAUUUUCAUGGGCGCACAGACAUUUCUGGUAUGAUUAAUCAACGGAACGGUUAUGACAGAAUUUUAAUAUUUUCAUCUGUAUCUGUGUAUUCUAUUUCUUUUCUUUUUUUCUUCCUCUGUCGUUUAAAAUCGCCUCGCGGCACUGCUUUUGUGUUGAAACGCGUGGAAACCAGGUCUCUGUGCAUUGAGCUUGUGGUUGUCAUCACAUUCCAGUUUUUGCAGUUUCACGCCUCCCAUUAUCUUUCAGGCAGUGAUUGUGAUAUUACAAUGUUAAUCCUUUGUUUUGGGAUUUUUAUUUUUUCUCUCUCCAUCCUCUGGAGGCAAGAAUUCUGUUGUCUAGGUAUACAAUGGAUCGGGUCUCUCUUAAGUCACUGAAUUAUUUCCUCCUAUUGAUUCGUUUUGAACAGAUGGCUGUUCCUCCCUCUUUUGUAACAUGACGUUAGACAACAAAAAAAAGUUUUGUUUUGUUGAAAGCUAUAUCAACGCAUUCUAUUAUAGUGUUAUUUAAUAUGUAAAUGGUAUUGCUAUACAUAAAAUAAAAUAUGGGUUUUGGUGUA